AUGAAGUCCCUCCUAUUGUCAUGCAUAUAUGCAACCGUGGCCCUUGCAGCAUCAACCAGCCGCAUAAGUCUCUGCAAGGCACUGCACGACAUCGACCCGGCAGCAAUUGGUCCGUCAGAUGACGGAUACGUAGGCUUGAGCACCGAGAAUUGGUCUGCGACCGCCUGGGCCGAACCAUCUUGCAUCGUGCGACCCUCCGACGCAACUAGUCUGUCUAAAGUUGUCGGUCUUCUGGUCGAGAAUGAAAUCCAGUUUGCCAUUCGCUCGGGAGGCCAUAUGCCCUCGCCGUUAGGAGCGAAUAUCAACAACGGAGUGCUGAUUGAUAUGUCCCGGUUUGAUAAUCUGGUGUAUGACGAGAAAGAACAGGUCGUGACCAUCGGCGCCGGGCUACGAUGGAGAGACGUCUACGAGGGGCUAGAGAAAUAUAAUCGGACAGCCGUGGGUGGUCGCGUACUUGAUGUUGGCGUGGGGGGACUCAUUUUGGGAAGUGGACUUUCCUAUCUCUCCGAUCUAUACGGCCUCGCAUGCGAUAACGUUGUCUCGUUCGAGAUAAUCCUCCCCAACGGCACCCUCACCACCGCCACGCACACUCAUCACCCCGACCUCUUCUGGGCUCUGAAAGGCGGCGCCAACAACUUCGGAAUUGUGACCACCUUCACCAUAAACACUUACCCCCUCCCCACCGUCUGGGGCGGAAUCAAGAUCUACACACUCGACCAACUCCCGUCCGUACUAGACGCAUUCCACGAAUACCAAAGCACGCCUAACAAAGACCCCCACGCAAACCUCAUGAUCCAAGCCGCGCCCUUGAACGAAAGUAUCGGCGUGCUAGUGAACAUGGUAUACCUAAAACCAGAGGCGAAUCCGGCCGCGUUCAAACCGUUCGAGAAACUGUCGACGGUGGCGGAUACGACCAAAGUACAGAGUUUCGUCGAGAUGAUGGGUGGUGCGGUUUUGCCUGAUAUUCCGAGAUGGGACUGGCACGCCACCAGCUUCACCCCUUCCCGCACCCUCUACUCCACCAUCUCCUCUCUCCUCGUCAACGCCCCCGAACUAUCCACCCUCUCCGCCCUAAACACAGGAACCCUAACCAUCGGCUUCCAGCCCAUCUCCUCCUCCGUGGUCACCGCGGGACUCGCCCGCGGCGGCAACGCCCUCGGCCUCUCCCCCGUGGACCAAACCUGGCUCGUCCUCGACGUGGGAUGGCAGUUUGCGAAAGACGACAAGACAGCACAUGAGGCGACGGGGUCACUGAGACGGAAAAUUGAAAAGGCGGCGAAGGAGGAGGACGAGUAUGUCGAGUAUAUCUUUAUGAAUGAUGCGAGCUGGGAUCAGGAUGUUAUUGGGCAUUAUGGGGAGGGGAAUGUGAAGCGGUUACAGAGGGUGAUUGGGGAGUAUGAUGGGGAUGGUGUCUGGGGGAGGUUGGUGGGGGGUGGGUUUAAGGUUCCUUCUUAG
Messenger RNA from Aspergillus melleus, 1455 nucleotides. RefSeq names its product FAD-binding oxidoreductase. Gene Ontology annotation, molecular function: FAD binding. NCBI's taxonomy places the organism in Eukaryota, Fungi, Ascomycota, Eurotiomycetes, Eurotiales, Aspergillaceae. Bases 1 to 1455 code for a protein of 484 amino acids. The transcript is spliced from 6 exons. The record is from RefSeq and is a predicted model, not a curated record.